This is a messenger RNA of Peniophora sp. CBMAI 1063, 1143 nucleotides long. Lineage: Eukaryota; Fungi; Basidiomycota; Agaricomycetes; Russulales; Peniophoraceae. The record is from the annotation of a GenBank genome assembly.
AUGUCGUUGACGUCGAGCAGGUCUGUCCCACUCUCAAUCUUGUCUUCCACGGGUUCGGACAGCACGUCCGUCCUUGAUAAGCGGGAGGGUAUCUUCGAAGUCGAUACUAGCAAACCAUGGAAGCUUAACGGAGGAACGAUGGGCGUGUGCCGUGUGCUCUACACACCCGAACGCCUGCAGAUGAUUGCCACUCAGGCAUCUGCGCCCGAUAGCCCCUUCUAUCUGGAUGAUCGCAUCGGGCUCGUGCAUGAUGCAAUGGCGCUCGCAAAGUCCGGUCACUUGAAAGUCAGCGCAGUUCUUGCUCUAAUGGAGGCGUGGGCGAGCGAAACAGAGUAUCUCGUUUGGGAGGGCAUCUCCGACAAUUUCAAUAUCCUCGUUGCCACGUGGUGGGAAGACCAGCGAAUCCAGACACAGCUCCGCGCAUUUCGCCGUUCCCUGUAUGGCUCUAUCGCGAGGAAUCUUGGAAUAGAGUACGGCAAGAGUGAUGGCCCCGACGUCUCCCAGCUGCGCACGAUCACCGUCGGAGGCGCGGCUGCUGGAGGCGAUGAACUCGUGCUCACUGAGCUCAAGACGAAGUUCGCCAGGUAUAUCGCGGGCGAAGAAGACGCGAUACCUUCAGAUCUGUUGGAUACGACGUUCACGCAAGCCAUCAAGCAUGGUGGAAAGGACGAGUAUGAUGCUGUACUCGAGAUCUAUGAAGCUGGAAGAGGGCCUGGCGGGCACAUCGCCGCGAUCCGUGCACUUGGAGCAACGGAGGAUUCGGCGCUGUUUGAACGUACUCUGACACUAAUCCGCACGAAAUCUCGCAAUCAGGACGUCGUACACUUCUUCGCCGGUCUUAAUGCAAACCACAAAGCAAGGCGUCGUGUUCGGGACUACUUCGAGCAGGAGUAUGAAACGCUCUCCGAACGGUUCAAGGGCACGUCCGCCAUGCGCCACUUUGUCACGUCCACAUACUCGGGCUAUUCUACCCAGGAAGACCUCGAACAUGUGCGCGACUUCUUCAAGGAGAAGGACACCGCCUGGUACAGCAUGGCACUUGCGCAAGCCAUCGACUCGAUUAAGGCUAGAAUUCGCUGGAUUGAGCGAUCGACGGGAGACGUGAGAAACUAUCUCGAUGGGAGGGAUGUCUCGGUCGUGUGA